Messenger RNA from Rana temporaria (common frog), 899 nucleotides. It is a transcript of the gene CRYBB1, whose product is annotated as crystallin beta B1. Gene Ontology annotation, molecular function: structural constituent of eye lens. Lineage: Eukaryota; Metazoa; Chordata; Amphibia; Anura; Ranidae. Gene Ontology annotation, biological process: lens development in camera-type eye; visual perception. Bases 16 to 738 code for a protein of 240 amino acids. The transcript has 5 exons. The record is from RefSeq and is a predicted model, not a curated record.
ACAUAAACAGCAACCAUGUCUCAGACACCUAAAGCUGCUGCUGCUGCUGCUGCUGCCAGCCAGGGCACUGAUGUCAAGGAAAAGGGUACCCCAGGCCCAGUUCCUCUUCCAAUUACCAAGCCCACAAAAGCAGGUGAACCUAGUGUGGGAUCCUUCAAGGUAAUCAUCUUCGAGCAGGAAAACUUUCAGGGAAGGCACAUGGAACUCCUGAAUGAGUGUGUGAACCUUGGGGAGAGGGGAUUCGACAGAGUGCGCAGUGUUAUUGUCGACUCUGGACCCUGGGUUGCUUAUGAGCAGUCCAACCUCCGUGGCGAGAUGUUUAUCUUGGAGAAGGGCGAGUAUCCUCGUUGGGAUACCUGGUCUAGCAGCUAUAGGAGCGACUGCUUCGUGUCCCUACGCCCCAUCCGAAUGGAUAGCCAGGAACAUAAAAUCACCCUGUUUGAAUCCGCCGACUUCAAGGGCAACAAGAUGGAAAUCAUUGAGGAUGACGUGCCCAGCCUGUGGGCCUAUGGAUUCUGUGACCGCGUGGGAAGCGUAAAAGUACCCAGUGGAACAUGGGUCGGAUAUCAGUAUCCUGGUUACAGAGGCUACCAAUACCUGUUUGAAAACUGUGAUUAUAAACAUUGGAACGAAUGGAGUGCCUUCCAGCCCCAGAUCCAGUCUAUCCGUCGUAUUAGAGACAUGCAAUGGCACCAGAAAGGAUGCUUCCUUAUCCCCACUACUGCCACCACCAAGUAAAUAAAAUGUCCCUAGCUUGACAGAGAACCUUCAAGAAUGCUCCAUGGAAAAUGAACCUCACUACAUUUUGUAAAUCUACUCUGUCAACUCAUUUGUUGUAUAUUAAAUAUUUACUGGAUGUACUUUAUGAUGCAAAUAAAUACAAUUUCUGAGGUAGAACA